AUGGACCAAAGAGAAUUCCAUUUUCAACAUUUGGGCAUCUGCCACAAGCUCUAUUAUUUUAUCACCAAAACUCUGGCUUCUCAAGCUUUGAAGACAGUGACUCUAGGGUGUUCUACACCUUACAAUUCAACCUCAACUGCAUCAAAAGGUUCUGAUUCUGAAGCAAACAAGGUGGUAAGAUCAGAGACACCAUGUAAUAAGGCUGAAGAUAAGGAUUCCGGGUGCAUGAAAAUUGAUGAGAAGGUUAGAGAAGAUGCAGCAAGAUUGGCAAAAAAGACAUCUCUAAGGAAAUCAGUAAGCAUAAAUGACAAUGUGGAAGAGAUUCUGCCAAAUAAAAAGAACAAAAGGAGGAGCAAGUCCUUCCAAAAAUCAAGUUCCCUAGAUCAAGAAGAAGAACCAAAACCUCUACGUUCAAUUCUGAAAGUGGAUUCCGAUCUUAAGGACAAAUUUAAUUCAAUUUGUUGA
Molecule: messenger RNA, 465 nt
Organism: Lathyrus sativus (Indian pea)
Lineage: Eukaryota; Viridiplantae; Streptophyta; Magnoliopsida; Fabales; Fabaceae
Source: the annotation of a GenBank genome assembly